ACCAAAAACUAAGGAAGGUCUAAGUAAUUGUCAUGGUAUUCUUGUUUCAUUAAUGCAAAACUAUUAGCCUAAAUGUAUAUAUUGAGGCCCCAAGAGUCCACUUUGAGAACCACUGCUUUAAAAAUAAAGUAUUUAAAGUAUAUACAAUGAAAGAAAAUCCUCCCACCUAAUGGCUGCAUGGAGUUUUAGCUAAAUGGUAUCAACAAUCCCUUGAUAUUAUGGGCAGUCAGUGGCUGCUGAGUAUUCAAUGACUGAAAUUCAUUUGGUGAUGAUUUAUAUGUAUAUUAUUAUACAACUUCCUCUCAUGUAACUGCUUCCUCAGUCAGUGGUGUACUUGCAAAUCCGACACACAGCUUCAAGUGUCUGUAGAUACAGUAGACCCACUUAAUGUGAUGGGUGGUGCAGUGUCAACAGAAACAGAUUUAGAGAGGAAAAUUCCUUGGGCUAAUCAAAAUAAAAGGGGGGAAUUUGAUUACAGGAAUAAAUUAGAUUAAUGCAAUGAAAAUGUAGUAUAUGAUCAGAUUUGUAUAAGGGUAAUUGGUGACAUUAUAUCAAAUACCAAAAAUGUAGCUUUUCCUGUCAUGAUCACAGAGUGGUGAGGAAAUGCUAUGAGUGCAUGGUAUAAUUUGUAGGUACAUUACAACCGGAAGUUAUUAUUAUUAUAAUGUCUAGCUUUACAGCGGUGUCGGGUGAGGGGUCAUAAAUUGAGACAGACUCCCCACAUUUGCAUACAGUAUUUCCCCACUGCAUAGCUGAAAGACAAUAUGACCCUGCACCGUUCACCCUCUGCUCGCUAGUUACCCGUCGGCUCCAGACAGAAGAGUUACUUAGUUUAACGGAGCUGAGCGGUGCACUACUUUCUCCACAGUUAUUAUUACCAUCUGCCAUCUCCGUCCAGCUGGCUGCGGCUAUCUCUCCACAGCAACUGGAGAGGUCCCGCUGAGCUGAACUCCGCUGAGCCAUGCGACAGUGGUGUGUCCCCACCGCGACCCCACGCACUGAGCCACUCCCGGGGCACCUCUCCGUGUCACCUCCUCCGUCAGAUGCCAGAAUGGAGUGCUGUGAGGUGGAGCCCCGCUACACCAUAGAGCAGAUCGACCUCCUACAGCGCCUACGUCUGUCUGGCAUGACCAAACCUCAGAUCAUCCACGCUCUGGAGUCCCUGGAGAGGCUUGACCCAGACCACCGCCCGUCUCACUGUGACUCCCAGCCUGCCCCAUCCAACAACGCCCCCACCACAGCUGCUCCGGUCCCAUCCUCGUCUUCGUCGUCCUCUUCGUCCCUCUCCUUGGCCUCUGCGACCACACAGACCUCCGGCCUGGAUGGGGCAGCACUGUCCCCCAGCAACAGCUACGAGGCUUCACCUCCUCCCCUCUACCCUCCCACUGUGGCUGUGCAGCGGUCAUUCAGCUAUGACAUGAUGGGUGAGGAGGAGUGGGACCUGGAGGAGAAGGUGGAGGAGUAUAUGAGGAGAGACAGCAACCUGGUGAAAGAAGAGAUCAAAACUUUCCUCAACAACCGCAGGAUCUCUCAGGCAAUAGUCGGCCAAGUAACAGGCAUCAGCCAGAGUUAUAUCUCCCAGUGGCUGCUGCAGCAGGGCCUGGAGAUGAGCGACUCCAAACGCAGGGCCUUCUACCGCUGGUACCUGCUGGAGAGGAAUAACCCAGGGCUGAGGUGGAGUGAAAGCCAGCACAGCGUGAGUCCCACGCCCAGGGCCAGGGGAGGGGACAGAGACGGGACGGUAGCAGGGGCAAGUGGCAGCAUCCUCCCCAACAUCCUCCCAAACCCCAACACCAACCUGAACCCCAACCCCGCGUGGAGCAGACAGAGAGAGCUGCUGAUGCAUUUGCUGCCCUGGUACACUGCUGCUGCUGCAGCCGCUCAGAACCAGACAGGAGCCACUUUAUCAAUGCGUUCUUUGGUGAAAGAAGAGCCCGAUUGGAGGACGGGUAUCAUGACCGGUGACAGGACGGGGAUAGUGGGCGGUCCUCUGAGGCUGCGCAGAGGAAGCAGGUUCACCUGGAGGAAGGAGUGCCAAUCAAUUAUGGAGAGUUUCUUCAUAGAGAACCAGUAUCCAGACGAGGCAAAACGUGAAGAGAUUGCCAACGCUUGUAAUUCAGUCAUCCAGAAACCAGGUUGUAAACUGUCUGAAUUUGAGCGCGUGACUGCAUUGAAGGUUUACAACUGGUUCGCCAAUCGUCGAAAGGAGAUGAAGAGAAGAGCCAACAUUGCUGCCAUUUUGGAGAGCCAUGGAAUCGAGGUGCCAAGUCCCAGCUGCCAUUCAAACGGUGAGGAGGGAGAGAUGCAGGAGUUUGCAGAUCAGGUGAAUCAUCGAUUCUCAGAGCAAGAAGACACGUCUCAGAGGAUGUCUGACCAACAGGACCCCUCUACUCUGGCUGCGGCAGAGGUGGCAGCCCUGCCCAGCCCUGCCUCUCAGGUGCUGGAACAGAAAGAGGACGAGUCAAAAAGGGAGACCGUGGACGAAGAGUGACCAAAGCCGGCCAUGUCUGGAUCAUAAUCAGAUUUAAUCAAAUGAAAUAGGCAAACGAUAACCCAUGUAGGGCCUUUCAGGUCUGUGACACCCAAUAAUCAAAGGGAGACGGGUGCUGAAGCUCGCUGAGGUGCCUCUGAUGGUAAGGAGGCCACUGUAUUUAUCAACAGUAAUCCUGCUUAUAUUAACGGCAAUAUACAGUAUACAUAUAAAUAUAUAUAAUAUCAAUAUAUAUAGUGCAUUCCAAGAUGGUAUUAAAAAGCCUAAAAUCCUUAGAGGGAGAUUUAUGUAAAGGAUACCUCGCACAUUUUAAGCUAAGCCUUUUCUUUUCUCAUCGCUACCCGCUUUAUUCUGCAUUUUUAAAGAGCGGCUGAUUGAUGGACAUGAAUGUGCUGAGCCUGCAGGUCAGGUGAGUUUUAGGUGACAAAAGGUGAGGGGAUAAAAUAUGGCAAUCAAGGAUCUGGUCUGUGGUGAUCUCAGUGCCCUCUGCUCUCCUUGAUUGUCUGCGACCCUAUCCGGUAAGAAGACUCUAACCUCAGUCGAUUGAUGAAAUCAGUCGAUCAAUCACCGAAUGCUGUUGCUGUUGCUGUCAAAUCCGUAAAGCCCUGAGGGACAACUGGAAUCUCAGGUAAUCCCAAAAACCGGUGGAUAAGGACAGUGAAAGACCUACAUCAGAUAUUUUUUUUUUUCCCUCCUUUUUUUUUUUUUUUUUUUUUUUUUUUUUUGGUGACUUAACAUCUGCUUUGUUUUCUUCAAAAGACUUUGUUCAUGUUAACUUUGUUUAACCAAAAACAGGAUGUGUUAUUUAUACCUUUUUAUAUUCGCAACACAAGCCUCUCAGAAUAUGUGAUCAUAUCUUUAUGGUCUUUAUUUGACUGAAUGCUGCUGUUUGGUCAGUUUUGUAGCCCUGCCUUUAUUUCCAAGUCCUGAACUCAGCCAGUGAAGCUAGACUAGUUAGUCUACUUGGCUUUUUCUUACUUUAAUGUUUAAAAGAACGCUAAAACAAAUGUGAUAGAAAAUCCUAACGCUUCAGCCUUCACGCUAGAAGCACCUCGUCUUCGUACAGGGAAUAUGAAGUAUGCCAUGCUGUGUUGCAUUCUGGGACAGGGCUCAAUGUUUUUGGAGGUACGCCCCUUUAUUACCUGUAUUUGUUAGUUUUAUUGUUUGGCCAAAAAGUAGAACUGGUCAAAUUUGAUUGGGAAGAGGGAAAAAAAAAACCUUUCUCCUCAUACUUGGAGAAAUCUGGCUAACUACAUAAGUUAUGGCUUUGAAAUAACCAAACAAAACCAUUAAAUGCAUGUAAAGUACAUACACUCCAUCCAGAGAAAUUACAAGUUACAAGUUUGUCUUGAAGAAUUAAUAAAACUGCCAGUCAGAAUAUCAGAUAUAAAUGUCAGAUUUCAGUGAAGCCCCAUUGCUCAACGUAGUUUUAAAGUCAGAACAGCUUUAUACUGAGUACGCUAUAUUGAGUUAGAAUAGUUAACUUUUCCAUUCUUUCAUCAACAUAGAGCUACAUUAUAUUUGUGUUCCCAGCAGACUGUUAUUCAAACAUGACUAAGUUUCAAAUGGUUCGAUUCCACAAACAUAUCACACCAUAUAUUCAGUCAGGUGCCUCUGCUGAUGCAACUGUUCCCCAAAGUUUACUAUGAGUGACAGUUUUUAGUAAGAAUAUGAAUCUAGCCAUGAAAAUCUAAUCUGUUCAUCUUUGAUUCUAAGUGAACGUUUGUGCCAAAGUUGAAGACAUUCUGUCAAGUCAUGCAGAUGUUUGGAUGCAUCUAAAAAAUCCAGUGGAAACCCUGUUCACAGUGGUAACAGACUACAGUCCAAGUAACAGGGUCUAAACUAUGCUGUUCUGUUCAUUUCCUUUCAUCAGAUUUGACAGAUUUUUGAGCAGAGCAGUUAAACCACAGCACAGAUAGUAGAGGGUGUGUGUCAUAGGAUGGGGCUCUGUCACAACAAGCAACACGGCAACGUCAGCUUCAUGUUCUUUAUUGGAAUAAGCUAAAGCUUAAGCUCAUGUAGGUUUGACUGCAAAGCUUCAAAGCACUUCACAGUGGAUCUCACUAUAAUUCAGAGGGGUGUGUUUGGGCCUAGACACGUACUGUACAUAACCCAGAAAAUAUACAUUCUAUGGGUGCUUUAUAAAUGACAUUAGUACUAUAUAAAAACUGUUAUUUGUCAAACUUGAAAUAUGAAUAGCUUAUGUAAACUGCAUUAUCAUUGACUGGCCCAAGGCCUUGGGAGUGACUCCCUAGAUGUUCAUAAAAUGAACUAAAGAUGCUUUUUUUUUCCUCGAUGGCCCUCAGCAGGGCGCUAACAUGUUACCUCCUAAUGCCAAAGCUAUGCCAAGGUAGAGAUGAGCUACAGAGUAAACUGUGCUUACAGGAACAGGACACAGUCAUAGACGUACACUACAUAGAUGUUUAUUUGCUCAGUACAACACUAGCCAACUCUAGCUUACCUCAGAAUAACCCUGUGUCAUGAAUGUGUUACAGGCUAACUGUAAACAUGGACAGCAGCCAUUAUUGUAACUGUUUAUGACAUGGACAGUUUUAUGUAGCAUUCGGGACAGUGGGGUUUCCCUGUAUCGUCGAUGCAUACUCACCUCGGACAGUUCUCUCGUCUGGCUUUGGACAGGAACCCCCAAAGCUGCACGCUGUUUCUGAUUAUUACGCUCCUCUCUAUCUGCUUUUAUCUGACAAGGAGAAAACAAUAACAAUAAUAAAUGAUGAACCAUGGACUCUCA
Molecule: messenger RNA, 5237 nt
Organism: Sphaeramia orbicularis (orbiculate cardinalfish)
Lineage: Eukaryota; Metazoa; Chordata; Actinopteri; Kurtiformes; Apogonidae
Product: homeobox-containing protein 1
Exons: 11
Coding region: 962-2491 (509 amino acids)
Biological process (GO): positive regulation of DNA-templated transcription
Cellular component (GO): nucleus
Molecular function (GO): double-stranded telomeric DNA binding
Source: RefSeq, a predicted model, not a curated record